AUGAGCUCUAAACGAACCCCGCGGGCAAGCAUCGCCUGCACCAAGUGCCGGCUGCGCAAGGUGCGGUGCGAUGUCGCCUAUCGCGGGCACCCCUGCGUCAACUGCAAGCUCGACCAGGAGGAGUGCGUGGUCCAGUUGCGAGGCCGAGAGUCGCGCCUCCGGCUUGAGUUGGGGACUCCGGAUCAUUCCUCGUCGAGCCCUACAUCUGCGUCUGUGUCGGUAUCUGCAUCUGAAGCAGCACCUCGCUCGGAUAAGGAUUCAAAACCAAAGACUCCACGACGUCCACCAAGGAAAAAACCCGCCGAUCCGAUCCCAACAUCUACACCACCCACAUCAUCGACGGCGGCAACAGACAUCGUCUUCCAAGCAUACCCCUUCAUCAGGUCCGAGUUCCUAUCGCGACUAAACCAAGAUGAGAUCUACUAUCUCGACUCGCAGUCAUGCUUCCGUCUCCCCGUUGCAUCGCCCUGGCAGGGCCUGCUACACGUGUACUUUGAGCACAUCAACCCGGUUGUGCCUGUCCUCGAUGAGGCGGGUUUCUGGCGCACGGUGCGAGAGAAUGGGGCGAGUUCGGGUUCGACGCUCUCGCUGUUUGUCGCGCAGGCGAUUUUAUUCGCUGCGUGUCCCUUUGCGAGUCGGCGGACGAUUAGGGAGUGUGGGUUUGCGAAUUGUCGAAAGGCGAGGGCGGCGUUUUAUCGGAGGGCAAAGCUACUCUACCGCCUCGAAAGCGAACUUCGCCCCAUUGAAAUUAUCCAGGGAACCCUCCUCCUCUCCCUCUGCUCCUCGGCCCAAACAUCCAGCCCUGUCAACUCCGUCUGGCUCAGCAUCGCCGUGCAGCACGCGCGCGCUCUCGGUGUGCAUCAUCACCACCACCACCACCACCACAGCAAUCCACCACAAGGCACCCCAUUACCCCCGGACUGGCUCGAGCUAAAACGGCUGUGGUGGGUAUGCCUCGUCAGAGACCGCAUCAUCGCCCUCGCGCACCGGCGCCCGCUGCAGAUCGCCGUGGAUAAUUGGGACGCCGAGCUGGAGCUCCUCUCGUCGCGGGGGGUGUGCGAGGCUAUGUGUCGCUCUGAGGUGCAUUCUGCGCCUGUUAGACAGGGACUAUUUGCUGUUUUUGUGGCUGUUCUUCGUCUGUGCGUUCCGCUGACGAGGAUCCUUGCUCUUGCUUCUACGCCGGAAGCAGGGCAUGGGAAUGGAUUCCUGGAUUUGGACCCGAGUUUUGAGCUCGAUCACGCUGAUGCAUGCGCAGAGGCCCUGAGACAAUGGCGCGAUGAGACAAAAGCACGGUUCGAGACGUGCUAUCGCGCCGGUACACCGGUUGACUCGAUUGCCAUGCAUGAUCAUCUGCUGCAGAUAUACUACCACUCAGCAUACCUCCACAUCCUCGACUCGAAGAUCACAGCCGCCGCCACCCGCCAGAAACACGCCCUGCACGCCCACGAUGCCCUCGCAGGGAUUGGCAGCGCCGUGGAGGCAGCCAUUGAAGCUAUCGCUACUAGUCUUUCGAUCCUGGCGACGCGGAGGUGGACGCAGUAUAUACCGAAUAGCAUUAUAAUGUGCGCAGUCCCCUCUGUCGUCCUCGACGCCGUAUACCUCAAAGCCACCACGACUAGUACAAGAACCACCACUACUCCAGCCACAAUCCCAAAUGCAGAACCAUUUACAAUGCACCUCCAAAGCAAAAGCAGCGCCGCUCGCGCCCGCAUCCAGACCUUUUACGAAACAACCCUCGCGCUCCAAACCCGGUAUAACAACGUGCACCCGGUCACAGAGGUGAUUAACAAGGUGGUUGAUUUGCUUGAUGGGCCAAAUACAUCGAAUUCUGCAUCUGCAGAAGGGUCUACUACACCUUUAUCUGCGUCUGGGUAUGGAUCUGUGUAUAGUUGUGGUGGUAUAUCGAUGGCCAUGCGCACGCGUCACCCUCGCGCUUGCUGGAACUGGAAUGAUCUCGUUGCCUCCCAGCCUCGGUAUUACCUCGGUGUCUUGCGUGCGCUGGAUCUUGUUCUUUCGACGGGGCGGUCUGAAAGUAUGUCUACACCUGCACCUGCACCCAUGUCUAUGCCUAUCUUUGAGCCAGCCCUUACACCUGUGCCUCCUCUACCCGCGGUUGGCUGCUCGGUGGCCAACACCGAUAUCGGCAGAGAUCAAUGUGCGGAAGAAGACAUGGGUAUAAGAACAGACGCGGAUCCAGGCACGGAGGUAGACAUAUUUGCCAAAUCUCCCCCAAUCGCCAUUCAACCCGGGCCAAACAACGUUGUAUCGACGCCGCCGCCGCCACUGCCAGAGCCACCACAGUCGCAGCCGUUGCACGUAGACACAGAACCAGAACCCUCAAAGAAAGACACGGACAGUAGUACCUGGAGCUGGAACUGGAGCUGGGACUGCUGGAACGAGAACGGCGGUCCCCCCCGUAGUGACGGAACUCUGGCCCUUGCUGACAAUCAUGAGCGAAAGAUUUCUACAUGCUCGGACUUUGACACCCAGCAAAUGGCGAAUUCUCGCUCGUCGGACCCAGUGCUGCGAGAUAUUUUCGGCCUCUGUCGGGAUUUGGAUGUUGAGACCUUGUUGAGUAUGGUCUGA
Messenger RNA from Aspergillus calidoustus, 2586 nucleotides. Lineage: Eukaryota; Fungi; Ascomycota; Eurotiomycetes; Eurotiales; Aspergillaceae. The record is from the annotation of a GenBank genome assembly.